Messenger RNA from Mauremys reevesii (Reeves's turtle), 2033 nucleotides. It is a transcript of the gene ATP6V0E2, whose product is annotated as ATPase H+ transporting V0 subunit e2. Gene Ontology annotation, molecular function: proton-transporting ATPase activity, rotational mechanism. NCBI's taxonomy places the organism in Eukaryota, Metazoa, Chordata, Testudines, Geoemydidae. Bases 71 to 316 code for a protein of 81 amino acids. The record is from RefSeq and is a predicted model, not a curated record. The transcript has 4 exons. Gene Ontology annotation, cellular component: proton-transporting V-type ATPase, V0 domain. Gene Ontology annotation, biological process: proton transmembrane transport.
GCGGGGCCGCGGCUCGCUACGGUGGCCGCGCUGGUGGGCGGAGGAGGCUCGGUUCGCUCGCCCGGCCGCCAUGACCGCGCACAGCUUCGCGCUGCCGCUGAUCCUCUUCUCCGCCUUCUGGGGCCUCGUGGGCGUCGCCGCGCCCUGGUUCGUGCCCAAGGGGCCCAACCGCGGGGUCACCAUCACCAUGCUGGUCACGGGCGCCGUGUGCUGCUACCUCUUCUGGCUCAUAGCCAUCUUGGCUCAGGCAAACCCACUGUUUGGGCCCCAGCUGAAGAAUGAGACCAUCUGGUAUGUGCGCUUCCUGUGGGAGUGACCCGUUGCCAGCCCAGAAGGUACCAGGAAGGAGAUGAGAUCAGCACCCAUAUAUCAUGCUUCUUCUGAAAUCCAGAUGUUGCCCCAUCCUCUGCACCCUCCAGUGCUGUCCUGCCAGACCCUGCCAGAGCUGGACCUCAAGUCAGACCAGCUGCAUCGAGAAACCAGAAAGCAAAGGGCCACCUGUGCAGCCCUGUCUGAGGCAUGACCCCCACCCCAGGAUGGGCCCUGAGGAGUAGGGGUUCCCCUAGCAGAGCUAGGCCCAAGCUCCCCUUUCUGAGCCAGGUACUGUAGAGGGAAGUUCCCCACCUCCUUAGCAAUGGAGAUGUUCUGAGGUGGCUGGCUGAGCUCUGUGGUUCCCCGGGAAUUGGCUGGUGCUGAAGACAACCCCUACCCCUUUGCUUAAAAGGACCGAUACAAGGACCCCGACAUGCUGCUCAUCAAGCAUGGGAGCAGCACCAGUUGCCUCUGUUUAGCCCUUAAAGCAGGGAGUGGAGACCUGAGUUUAACCUCAUGAUUCCUGUUGCAUGAAAUCCUGCCCCCAAAUCAAACCAGCCAUAGAAUCUUAAGCUUCUUCUGGGCCUGGAAGCCCCUAUCCUCUGGACCUGUGCAUGUGAGAACCAGAACCUGAGGUAUCCUCUGGAUACAGAGCCCCCUCAAGGUGAUACCUGGGCCCCUGGAGCAGCAUCCCUGCUUUCAAGCUAGGUUCUGAUUGGUGGCCAUUGCUAUUUCUGGGAGGGUGUGUCCUGAGGAAUAGGAUGCUGACAUGGGGAAGGGAGUGCUCUGCUAGAAGUCAUGGUGAGUGGGUAGGUCAGGGUGGGACUCUGUGUCAGUCUAGAGGGAGAGGACUCCUCUUUCCCUCUCCAAGACUCCCAGAGAUCCUAGUCCUGGAGCUGGUGCCACAGACACCAGGAUCUCUGCUCAGAGUUCCCACUCCCACCCCCUCUUGUGUGUUCUGGUUGUGGAGCAGGUGCUGACAAUCUGGGCAAUGUCCUGGCCUACCCUUCCCUUUCCCAUAUUUACUGGUUAACCGCAGUGUAUUUAUUUGUCUUGUUUGGUGUUUAAAUUUGUGUUGUGAAAAUAAAUGUUUUUCUAGUGACUCUGGCAGCAACAGCUCUAGUCUCCCUUGCCACUGCUGCAAGGUCUAGGAAAAGGCCUAGGUGCAGCAUCUCUUCCUUCCCCUACCCCCUAAGCUGACCUUGCUGCAGGGGAGAAGAAAUGUGGGCCUUGCCUGUACUUGGCACUGGAACAGUUUCAGGGAGGAUGCAGAACAUACUCCGCCCUUCUCUCUACUUCUGAGUAACAUGGGGCUGUUUCUGUGUGUAGCCUUGGUCUUCUCAGAACUGCAUGUGCUGGAGGCAGUAUCAGCUGUGAGCGCAGUUAGCUCAGGCCUACUUUGAUCUAGUAACAACAAUGGGUGUGAGAUUUCAGUAACCCCAGUCCUGGUGCAGGCCCCUGGCUGGGUUAGGGAGGGUAAUGGGGAAGAGCAGAUAUCCCUCCUAGCUGGACACCUGGUGGCAAGGCUUUGUGCUGGUCUCAGGAGGUUGGUGGAACACUGCAGGGCCUGCCCCUGGGUGUCAGCAGUUCCUAUAUCAGUAGGUGCAACCUGGAUCAGAGCUACCUAUGCUGUACUGAGCACCUGGGGCAACAACAGGUGCUGAUAACUGUAAACAUCUGAUGUGAGACACAGCAUCUGUGACUGGGUGAAGCUUCUACCU